AUCCCAAGCUUCCUUUUUAUAUGCAAUGUAUUUCUUAGGAUAAAAAAAUAUUCUAAAAAUGAGAAGAACAAAAUCGUUGUUUUCAAACUUAAGACAUGUUAAUAUUAAAGUGCCAAGAAACAACAAAAACUGUUAGGCCAAUGCCACAUCAGGAGUCAUCGCAACCGAAGAUAUUCAUCGCAUUACAUAAAGAAUAUUUCCUUGAUUGCAAACUAUCACCCACCAGUCUUCAUCUAUAAAUAGCAGGUUCGUGUACCCCAAUGGACCCCAGUGAACCCUGUUGCUCCCCAGCCCAAACUAUUCCCAAUCUCCAACUUCGGUACCGCUGAACCAUACGCUACGCGUAUUUUUGUACAUUUCCAAUCGCACCCCGCACAACGUUUCUUAAUUUCGUCCGCAUCCCUUUGUCGUCGUCUCUCUCCUCUUCCUCUCUCUCUCUCUCUCUCUCUCUGUCCAAUAUCUCAACUCAAGGCUUCCGAAAGCUCUCCAUCAAACCCUCUCUCCUCAUCGAAACCCUAAGUCAAAAAUCUCUCAGUGAUGAAACAAUCCCCGUCUAUUGUCUCCAAUAUUUGAUUCAAAUUGAUUGCGGCGAUCGAUUAGCGUCAUCCUGAUCGUAAUUUCGAGGCCUCCCGGUGUCGAAUCUGCCCGGUAGGUUUUCGAAACGUCGUAGCGAUCACGUGGCUUUUGAGGCAUGGGGCUGGGCAGAUGAAGGAUGCCUGAGCUCCGUAGCAGAGUGCGCAGGGGCCGGGCGCAGGCGACCCCAGCAGUCCAGGCUGAGCGACCGAAUGAGAGGAGGCGGCGGGCGGCGAGGAACCAGCAGCCGGUGGAUGAGAACCUGCCAGUGGCGAGGUCUGCCGAGCCGCAGGAGGAGAUCAGGCUUGCGGAGGGUGGCGGCGAGGUCGGGGGGGUUGUCGGGGAGGUGAAUCUUGAAGGGAUCGGCGAGAGACGGAUGGAUGAAUAUGAUAGUGGGGCGAGGAGCGCCGAAAAACUUCUCCCCCGUGGCGAGGACGAGGGGAGCGCCGCUCCCCUUCCGGUAAAGGUCCAGGUUGGCAGUUCACCAGUAUACAAAAUUGAAAGAAAACUAGGGAAAGGAGGAUUUGGGCAAGUUUAUGUAGGUCGCCGUGUUUCAGCUACUAAUGCAAAUGAUAGAAUUACUGGUUCUGGUGCUGUAGAGGUAGCAUUAAAAUUUGAGCAUAGGAGCAGUAAAGGCUGCAACUAUGGGCCCCCUUAUGAAUGGCAAGUGUACAACACACUUGGUGGUAUUCAUGGGGUACCACGAGUUCACUAUAAGGGUCGCCAAGGGGAUUAUUAUAUCAUGGUUAUGGAUAUGCUGGGACCUAGUCUAUGGGAUGUAUGGAAUAGCAAUUCACAUUCAAUGUCAGUUGAAAUGGUUGCAUGUAUUGGCACUGAAGCAAUUUCUAUACUGGAGAAGAUGCAUUCUAAAGGAUACGUACAUGGGGAUGUAAAGCCUGAGAAUUUCUUACUUGGGCCACCUGGGACUCUUGAGGAGAAGAAACUGUUUCUUGUUGAUCUUGGUUUAGCCACCAAGUGGAAGGAUAGUGCGACAGGGCUGCAUGUGGAAUAUGAUCAGAGGCCAGACGUUUUCAGAGGAACAGUUCGCUAUGCCAGUGCUCAUGCUCACCUAGGAAGGACAGCAAGCAGGAGAGAUGAUUUAGAAUCCCUGGCAUAUACAUUAAUCUUUCUUCUCCGAGGUCGUCUACCUUGGCAAGGAUACCAGGGAGAGAACAAGGGCUUCCUUGUGUGCAAGAAGAAGAUGGCUACAUCUCCAGAGACUCUGUGUUGCUUCUCUCCCCAGCCAUUCAAACAGUUUGUUGAGUAUGUGGUCAACUUGAAGUUUGAUGAAAAACCUGACUACGCAAAAUGCAUUUCCCUUUUUGACGACAUAGUAGGACCUAAUCCAGAUAUCAGACCCAUUAACACUGAUGGAGCUCAAAAGCUUAUAUACCAGGUAGGUCAAAAGAGAGGUCGUCUGAUGAUGGAAGAAGAGGGUGAUGAACAACCAAAGAAGAAGAUCAGAAUGGGAAUGCCUGCAACACAGUGGAUCAGCGUCUAUAACGCUCGGAGACCUAUGAAACAAAGGUACCAUUACAAUGUUGCCGAUGUAAGGCUUGCACAGCAUAUUGAGAAAGGGAAUGAAGAUAGUUUAUUCAUUAGUUGUGUUGCAUCUUGUUCAAAUCUUUGGGCAAUUAUCAUGGACGCAGGCACUGGUUUCACUUCUCAAGUUUAUGAAAUGUCUCCAAAUUUUCUUCACAAAGAAUGGAUAAUGGAACAGUGGGAUAAGAACUAUUAUAUUACUGCAUUAGCAGGGACAAACAGUGGUAGCUCUUUAGUCGUAAUGUCUAAAGGCACACAGUAUGUACAACAGUCUUAUAAAGUUAGCGAGUCAUUUCCUUUCAAGUGGAUAAACAAAAAAUGGCGUGAAGGUUUCUAUGUCACCACAAUGGCAACUGCUGGAAGUAGAUGGGGAGUUGUCAUGUCCCGAAAUGCUGGCUUCUUGGAUCAGGUUGUCGAACUUGACUUUUUGUACCCUAGUGAAGGCAUUCAUCGAAGGUGGGAUGGCGGUUUUCGCAUAACUGCUACUGCUGCAACAUUGGACCAAGCUGCCCUUGUUCUUAGUGUACCCAGAAGAAAGCCUGCAGAUGAGACACAAGAGACACUUAGAACAUCUGCUUUUCCUAGUCAACAUGUGAAGGAGAAAUGGGCAAAAAAUCUUUACAUAGCCUCUGUCUGUUAUGGCCGCACAGUUUCAUGAUGUUCCACUUUCUAUUUUGGGUUGGACAGAGGCGUAAUUGGCUCGAGUAAACAUUACGUCAUGCUGUUUCUUAAAGGCUAGGAAGAUGUUGAAGAUGCAGAAGGCUUCUUCUAAUGUGUUUAGGCUAGAGAAUUUAAGGUGCGAGCUUCAUUCAAGAUUGUCAUCUUAAUAUUGGCCACAUCUAACAUGUGGUGCAGUAUAGAAGCCAAGUCCUUUGAUGCCUUGCAUGAUCUGUUGCAAUCAGAGCUGAUUUGAUGUAGUUAGCGUUAGGUUUGUACAGUCAAUAAACGGCUACCUGUAGGUAAUUUUCAGGGGAGUUAAAAUGUCUAUCAGAUGUAAUUUUGCACUUAACUGAUGGCAUUGUUCCUCCAUUUUGUCUAAUUAACUGUAUCAUCUAUAAUCAGGAGCAUCUAUUUAAACUGCUACAAUUUAUUCUCUAUUUGUUCAACACAUUGAUGUCUACAACCUUCUUUAUUA
Molecule: messenger RNA, 3250 nt
Organism: Musa acuminata subsp. malaccensis (wild Malaysian banana)
Lineage: Eukaryota; Viridiplantae; Streptophyta; Magnoliopsida; Zingiberales; Musaceae
Source: RefSeq, a predicted model, not a curated record